AUGGGGGUGCUCUGGCAGUGGCGAGCUUCCUGUGGGGGUGUGCCUGCAGCAACGAGUUUCCCACAACGGCGCUGGCACCCCUGGAGGGCAGAUUUCCACGAUUGGCGCCACGAAAAUCCGCCUGCUGAUCGCGCAAAUACACCCGGCCGCCGGGCCUAUUUGAGCAACCGCCGGUCGGAUUUUCGCAAUUGGCGGGUGGCUCAGGCACCCCUGGCGGGCAGCGCUGACCCCCCACCCACCGAUCGCAAAAAUACGACUACCGAUCGUGAAAAUGGACCCAGCGGCCGGGUGUAUUUGCGUGAUCAGUGUGCGGAUUUGGGCAACGGUUAUUGUGCCAAUUGCAGAAAUCUGCUCGCUGGGGUGUAA
Molecule: messenger RNA, 366 nt
Organism: Podarcis lilfordi (Lilford's wall lizard)
Lineage: Eukaryota; Metazoa; Chordata; Lepidosauria; Squamata; Lacertidae
Source: the annotation of a GenBank genome assembly